Molecule: messenger RNA, 1284 nt
Organism: Symbiodinium necroappetens
Lineage: Eukaryota; Dinophyceae; Suessiales; Symbiodiniaceae
Source: the annotation of a GenBank genome assembly
AUGAUCCUCUGCCCGGCGAGCCCGGGCGAUGCCAGGGGUCGCGAAGCCCAAGGCUCCGUCGAGGUCGUGCUUUUACACCUCUUCGUCGAUGCCCAGCGCCACUGGAAUUCGCUGACACCUCGGUCCCUGGCCAGUGGGUCCCAAGCCUCGUCGCGGAGGGGAGGGAGCAUCGGAACCCUGGGCGCCCCAUCGGGUCUCCUUUGCCCGUUCCUGUUUCACUCACGGCUGGACUGGCAGCAGCAUCGCUUGAUGCAAGUUCGAUGCUCUCGCAUGAUGGGUUUUGUGCAGUCCGGCACCGGAACCAGCCACAGCCAUCCCUGUGCUCCUCACUUCACGCUCAUCGCUGAGCACUCAACAGCUGACCUGCACCACCAGGCAGACUUGCAAGAUUGUAGGCCCUGGCACUUCGCAUUCUCUGAAACGCACGACGAGCUGCUGAAGUACCGCAUCGUACAGCAGAUCCGAGCUCGGCAAGCAAAGCGUGGAGAGUACCCCACGCAGCGUGAAAGGCAGCUCUUCUACAAGCUGGAUGAUGCUAUCGACUACAUGAAUGAGAUCCUUGCACUGAGCCGCAAAGCAAGGCAAGAUGCAAAUGUGAACCUCAUGAGGCUGGCCGCUUCAACCGAGACCACGCACGAUGUGGAACAGAUGCUACAGCGGGCGUAUGCUUUAACAGGGUGCAGCUGUGCUCUAAGUGCAAGCACAUUACCUCCGGUCCAAAGAUGUGACGGAACUUGGCAUGGCAGAGUGCUGGGUAGCGGUGUGACAGUGCGAGCUUUUCACGAUUGCGUGCAGUGGCAGCUGGCGCUCGUGCCUGCUGCGACUGGAUGCGAAGAUCGAACCCACGGCGACAGCAGGAAGAGCAAUCUCGUCUUUCUCAAUCAUGUCGCGACACUGAUCUCAAAACGCAUUCAGGGAGAAGCUGACAGCAACCUGGCAGGUCGUACGUAUGCUCAGCGUAACGGAACUUGGCAUGGCAGAGUACUGGGUAGCGGUGUGACCGAGCGAGCUCUUCACGAUUGCGUGCAGCUGCAGCUGGCGCUCGCGCCUGCUGCGACUGGACGCGAAAAUCGACCCCAGCGCGACAGCAGGAACGGCAAUGUCCUCUUUCUCAAUCAUGUCGCGAAACUGCUCUCAAAGAGACUUCAGGGAGGAGCCGGUAGCAACCUGGCAGCUCCUAGACACCGCCGAUGCUCCAUCGAAAACGGCUCUGCGUCACGCUUCCACGGCGCGGACACGUUGUGGACACCAGCUGCGAAGGAUAAAAACUUAGAGAACGCAUAG